Molecule: messenger RNA, 2031 nt
Organism: Culex pipiens pallens (northern house mosquito)
Lineage: Eukaryota; Metazoa; Arthropoda; Insecta; Diptera; Culicidae
Source: RefSeq, a predicted model, not a curated record
AUGGCAGAUAACUACACGGUUACAAAAAAUCCCACUUUUGGGAUGUCAAAUUCUUUCGCACUAACAAAAUCAAACCGCGUGGAUUUUGGGACGACGAUCCGGAUUUCAUUCCGGAUUACGCCCUCCUCGAGACCUUCUUCGCGCCGUGUGCCAAUUCUCGCAGUGACGGGAAUCGCAUCACAACCUCCGGUGGGCGCCUAUCAGCUUCCCGAUCUAGAAGAACCGCCUAGCACCGGGAACGUGGCCAACAAGAACCGGGCCGCUCGAGACAUCUCUCGCGCCAUUGACCAUCCUCGCCAAGACCGAAGUCGCUGGUUUGCCGCGACAUCACAUCAGCCGGAUCAGCUUCCCGAUCAAGAACGCUCGCUAGCGCCGUUUGACCGUCUGCGCCAAGACCGACGUCGCUGGUCGGCCGCAACGUAUUUCCGGGAGCGGCGGAUUUAUCUGUUUCUUCACGAACUUCGACAUAUUUCGUACCGCUCCAACGUGUGCCGUUUCAACGUGGCCGCUCGAGACAUCACUCGCGCCCUUGACCAUCCUCGCCAAGACCGAAGUCGCUGGUUUGCCGCGACAUCACAUCGUCUGGAUCAGCUUCCCGAUCACGAAGAACGCUCGCUAGCGCCGUUUGACCGUCUGCGCCAAGACCUGGCCGGAUCCCUUCGCUGGACACCGUACGACAACAAACAAAAAUCAACGCGGUAUCGGUGGCUUGGACGUUCUAGACAUUUAUGGUCCGGGACCAACACAGUACAACCGAUGCUCAUCGUUAAAGCAGAGCCCGGAACCACCGAGGUGGAGACCGAGGCUCCUGAAGCAGACGAAAGCACUCCGGAUCCGUUUGGCAACAUCGAACCGAGUCCUUUGUCGGAUCCCAACCGGUUCUGCAAAAAUUGCAAUGCCCGCGAAGGCUCCAUCUGGGACAGUCGACUGUCGGUAUUCCCGCGCAAAAUUCUCAACAUUUAUCCAGCAUCAAGCUCCACCACAGCGGGGAACACCGCAACCGAAACGCUGAUCAGCAGCCUGAACGAGGAGGGACCGAAGAUCGUGAUCAAGCAUAAUCCGGCGAACCCCGGUUGGACAACAUGCAGAGUGGCAAGACUACGAGCAACAAGAGUCCGAGCAUCAAGGCGGGGUCGGACGCACACCCGCUGGGUCAACCUUACUGUUGGGCUAGUGGACGAUUAUGACGGCGGCAGCAUGCAGCUGGGCAGUCUCGAUCUCGCUGAAAUGGAAAUGGUUGACCUCGGUGGUCCGAUCGCAGCAACAGCUGGCGUUUGCACUACCAGAGAUCCUAGGAAUCGGUUCAGGAACCGCAUCAACAACAAGGAUACUCUGACGAGUAAUUCGCUGUCCAACAUCGCGGAGAUCAACAGCCAGCGCCACUUUGGGCUUGCCGAGCUAAACAGGCGGAGAACCGAUCUCGAGCAACUGCCCGCGACGGAUUUGGGAGGUUUGCGACCACCGUCGCCGUCGUGCAUCACCCACACGAUGAUGACGAACGCGUUCCUGAAUCCGGGCAAGCUACGGCGGGAUAACAGCAACGUACAUCACCACCAGCACGGAACCGGAUCACACUUUGGUGCUUACGGGUCAGGACCAGUACGUCAAAUUCGGCAGUUCUCAAGACCCGUACCGUUACCUCACGGCCAGCCGGCAACUUCUACGGCCAGAACAGCCGGUGCAGCAGCAGUCGCCAGAUCACACUGCUCCAUCGCCCAGUGUCCUCCUAAUCUGUUCAUCGGUGAACAUCACAUUGGCGACCGGGACAGUCUUCAGCAGUGCCACUUGAGCCUUCUCCUGUUCCUUCCUGCUGAUCAGGUCGGCUCUGACUGGUGAAAGCGGCGGCCGUGAAGGAUCGCGUGGUCGUGAGAGCCUCGGUUUAUAAAGCGAACUUGAGCAGAAAUGCGCGCGGGCAGCAACAUCAUUUCGUGCGCGGCCCAAUUGAAGGUGCGGACACCGUCCGGACGGUAUAUGUCUCUCUCUGGAAAUUGACGGAUGCGACGAAUUUCUCUAGACUUCUUAAGUCGGUCC